Messenger RNA from Fusarium vanettenii 77-13-4, 312 nucleotides. RefSeq lists its product as uncharacterized. The coding region runs from base 1 to 312 and encodes 103 amino acids. The transcript has 8 exons. The record is from RefSeq and is a predicted model, not a curated record. Gene Ontology annotation, molecular function: nucleic acid binding; zinc ion binding. Lineage: Eukaryota; Fungi; Ascomycota; Sordariomycetes; Hypocreales; Nectriaceae.
AUGACAGUAGAGGAAGGAAGGCAGGCAAUUGAUCAAAUGGAUGCUAAUGCGCAGGUAGUAGCCGAAUCAUCGAGACGUAGUGGUCAAGGAAGGUCGGCGCGACCGGGGGUUCGGCGUUGUGGUGUCUGCGGCCAGCCCGGCCAUAAUGCAAGGACCUGUCAGGUAGUGAUUGAGACGUCUGGGGAAGAGUAUACUCACUUGUCUGUACAGCUCACUUAUCAAUUUAUUAUUAAGAACUUAGAUUAUUACGCGGGGAUAGAGAUCUAUAAUUAUAAUAACUAUUCUAAUAUAUUAAUUAAGGUUAAGCUAUAA